This is a messenger RNA of Malania oleifera, 781 nucleotides long. RefSeq names its product protein TRIGALACTOSYLDIACYLGLYCEROL 5, chloroplastic. The transcript is spliced from 5 exons. The coding region runs from base 190 to 486 and encodes 98 amino acids. The record is from RefSeq and is a predicted model, not a curated record. NCBI's taxonomy places the organism in Eukaryota, Viridiplantae, Streptophyta, Magnoliopsida, Santalales, Ximeniaceae.
AGCAUUUAUGCCCAAACGCCUGGUUUGCUUAAAGCCAUACGAACGCAAAGGAACUCCGAAGGCCCCGAAAGGAGCUCGCAAACGCAAGUAAGCAAGCCCUAGACUCGGCGCGUUGUAGAUUUCCUUCUGAUCAAGAAUCCGAGGCUUGUGCAGCAGCUGCGAUUCUUCAUCAUUAAUCACUCGCGAGAAAUGGUGCUCACGAGCUUCGAUGGAAUUGGGGUUGGGUUCGGUUUUGGCGUUGGUUGUGGUUUUGGCGUAGGCUGGGGUUUCGGAGGUGUGCCUUUGAACAUCUUGGGUCUCGGUGCAGGUGGAGGGUGUGGGAUUGGGCUAGGCCUUGGAUGGGGUUUUGGCACUGCCUUCGGCACUCAGUAUCGGUCAGCUGGAGCAACAUUCCAGGGUAUUGAUCUCAACAGUGAGGCUCAAAGCGACACUAGAGACUUGACAAAUGCAUCGAAACGCUCCCGGGAGGUUCCUGUCUCAAAGUAAGAGCUUGUGCUCAGGCAAUUAAUUUCUCUUCAUUGAGCGACAUCUUCAACCCGCUGAAAGACGCAACUUAGAUGUGUAUCUCACAAUUCUGUUGGAGAAUGUUCAGAACUGUUCAAAUUUUCAUGCUUUCGGAUUUUGACAACUAAAGAUGCAUGCUAAUGAGCAGAUGAGACCUUGAAUCUGCAAUAAAAGUUUUAAGAUGUUUUUGUAUAUGCUUGUUUAGGGUUUAAAAACCCACAAUAUGUAAAUUUGCUGUGUAUUUGCAUUAAUAACAUUAACACGCACUUAUUGAUGA